Messenger RNA from Fonsecaea erecta, 1053 nucleotides. RefSeq names its product tRNA N6-adenosine threonylcarbamoyltransferase. The transcript has a single exon. The coding region runs from base 1 to 1053 and encodes 350 amino acids. Gene Ontology annotation, biological process: tRNA threonylcarbamoyladenosine modification. NCBI's taxonomy places the organism in Eukaryota, Fungi, Ascomycota, Eurotiomycetes, Chaetothyriales, Herpotrichiellaceae. Gene Ontology annotation, cellular component: cytoplasm; EKC/KEOPS complex. The record is from RefSeq and is a predicted model, not a curated record.
AUGAUCGCUCUCGGCCUGGAAGGCUCCGCCAACAAACUGGGCGUGGGCAUCAUCCUGCACUCCAAGGAUAAACGCAACCCAGUCCAAAUCCUGUCGAACAUUCGGCAUACUUAUCAUGCUCCGCCCGGCGCAGGGUUCCUGCCCAAGGACACGGCCUUACACCAUCGCAGCCACGUCGUGUCCUUGGUCUCCAGCGCACUGCGCGAGACGAACCUCACCCCGGCUGACAUUGACUGCAUAUGCUACACCAAAGGGCCAGGCAUGGGUGCUCCGUUGCAGUCCGUUGCGCUGGCCGCGCGCACGUUAUCGCUGCUCUGGAACAAGCCGCUGGUAGGAGUGAACCACUGUAUCGGGCACAUCGAAAUGGGUCGGUCGAUCACGGGCGCCACGAAUCCGGUCGUCCUUUACGUGUCCGGCGGCAACACUCAGGUCAUAGCCUACACGUCGAACCGGUACCGCAUAUUUGGCGAAACAUUGGAUAUUGCGGUGGGGAACUGUUUGGACCGGUUUGCGCGCACCUUGAAUAUCCCCAAUGACCCAGCACCGGGGUACAACAUCGAGCAACUCGCUAAAUCGGGCAAAGUGUUGGUCGAUUUGCCUUACGCAGUCAAGGGCAUGGAUUGCUCCUUCUCCGGAAUUUUAGCACGUGUCGACGAACUCGCCGCCCAGAUGAAGAGCGGCAGCCUGAAGGAUCCAAGCACCGGAAACAUAGUCACGGCAGAAGAUCUCUGCUUCUCGCUCCAAGAGACUGUCUUCGCCAUGCUCGUUGAGAUCACGGAGCGUGCCAUGGCACACGUCGGCUCACACCAGGUUCUCAUCGUUGGAGGGGUGGGAUGCAAUGAACAUCUUCAAGACAUGAUGGGGAUCAUGGCGAGGAGUAGAGGAGGAGACGUAUAUGCGACGGACGAACGAUUUUGCAUUGACAAUGGGAUUAUGAUUGCGCAUGCGGGACUACUCGCAUAUCAAACUGGUUUUACCACCGUGCUGGAGGAUAGCACCUGCACGCAACGAUUUCGAACUGACGAUGUGUUUGUCGCAUGGAGGAAUGAUUGA